CCCAUUCUUUUAAGUUUAUCUGUACUGUACCGUAUGAUUAAGAGUCUGUGGUUAAGAUUUGCGGUGUUUCUCUCGUGACAAUUUUUGGUUACUUUUCAGUUUUAAUUCAAAGGAUAUUUAAUAAAUAAAUUGAAAAAGAAAUACUUCAAUAUGGUUUCACUUAAUCCCAUCAGAAUAUUGAAGAAUGAAGCAGAAGAAGAAAAGGGUGAGGUAGCUCGGAUGUCCAGCUUUAUUGGUGCCAUUGCUAUUGGUGAUUUAGUCAAAAGCACUCUUGGCCCCAAAGGAAUGGACAAAAUCUUGGUUUCUUAUGGUAGAAACGCUGGCCAGAUAGAGGUUACAAAUGAUGGUGCUACUAUUCUUAAAUCAGUAGGUGUAGACAACCCUGCAGCAAAAAUUCUGGUUGAUAUGUCAAAAGUACAAGAUGAUGAAGUUGGAGAUGGAACAACAUCAGUUACUGUGCUUGCUGCUGAACUUCUUCGGGAAGCAGAAAAGCUUGUUGAACAGAAAUUGCAUCCACAAACAAUAAUAGCAGGCUGGCGCAUAGCUGUUGAAGCUGCCAAACUAGCCCUUUCAGAUGCUAGCUUUGAUCAUGCAAAGAACUUAAAUGAUGCAGCAUUACGAGCUGACUUGGAGAAUAUUGCCCGUACUACACUGAGUUCCAAGAUCCUUUCAAAUCACAAAGAGCAUUUCACAAAAUUAGCAGUUGAUGCAGUAUUAAGGCUUAAAGGUUCUGGCAACUUGAAAGCAAUACAAAUUAUCAAGAUCUCUGGUGGUGUUCUCGAAGAAUCCUUCCUGGAUGAAGGAUUUCUAUUGAAUAAGAAGGUUGGAGUACAUCAGCCAAAACGCAUUGAGAAUGCAAAUAUAUUAAUUGCAAACACACCGAUGGACACAGAUAAAAUCAAAGUUUUCGGUUCAACGAUCAAAGUGGAUUCUAUGGCUAAAAUCGCUGAACUUGAAGUAGCUGAGAAGGAGAAAAUGAAGGACAAAGUCAACAAGAUUCUGGCUCACAAGUGCAAUGUCUUUAUUAACAGGCAGUUAAUCUACAAUUACCCAGAGCAGUUGUUCGCUGAUGCAGGUGUCAUGGCCAUUGAGCAUGCCGAUUUUGAUGGAAUUGAAAGAUUGGCACUUGUCACUGGUGGUGAAAUUGUCUCCACCUUCGAUUCUCCUGAAAAAGUCAAAUUGGGACACUGCAAAGUCAUUGAACAGGUUCUAAUCGGUGAUGAAUGUCUGAUUCGUUUCUCGGGAGUCGAACUGGGGUCUGCUUGUACUAUCGUCAUCCGUGGAGCCACUCAACAGGUCAUUGAUGAAGCUGAACGGUCCCUUCACGAUGCUUUGUGUGUACUUGCAGCUACUGUUAAGGAGCCUAAAGUUAUAUACGGAGGAGGUGCAAGCGAAAUGUUGAUGGCCGAAGCUGUGUCCCGUGCCGCGACCCGUAUAGCUGGAAAGGAGGCUGCCGCAGCUGAAGCGUUUGCGAUCGCUUUGCGGCGUCUGCCGCAAGCUGUGGCUGACAAUGCCGGUUAUGACAGCGCUGAACUGAUUGCACGGCUCAGAGCGAAACAUGCACAGGGGGAGAAAACUAUGGGAUUAGAUAUGGAUAAAGGUAUAAUUGGUGAUAUGAAGAUUUUAGGUAUAACAGAAUCUUAUGUAGUCAAACGCCAAGUACUGCUCUCGGCCGCCGAAGCAGCUGAGAUGAUUCUUCGUGUUGACAACAUUCUGAAGGCUGCCCCGCGCCGUCGUGGACCGGACCGUCGUCCAUGCUAAAUUUUAUCGUUAUUAUUUCAGCUCGUCCCAGUAAUUUUAGCAUUUUUUACAUUGAAAGGAUUAAAACAAUUUUUUUUACUAAAGCAGUUGAUAUUUUUACUAUAUUAUUAUAUAUUAAUGUCAAUAAGGUUAGCUGUGCUAACAAUUUUUAAUUAAAAAUGUUCGUUUUUAUUCUUCCAAAUUCAGUGUUUUAGUAUCAUGUACUGGGACAGCUGCACUUAGCCUUAUAAUGCUUGUAAAGUCAUAUUGACUCUAAUAUACAAAAUAAUUUUGGAUUCUGCCUGCAUUUGAAUACUUAAGGGAUUAUUAAAAUACACGAAAGUGAUCAUAAAUUUACGAGGAAUAGUGUAGAAGAUCUGUCUAAGAGGUUGUCUAUGACUAGAGACCUUUCAUAAACAAAGUGCGCCAUCUUUGGUUUUUACCCGGCAAAUUUCGUAACACGUUUUAUAUAAUAUUAAAAUCAGCGCCAUCUCUUAAAAGUAAAUGGAAGCGGAAACAGCUGAUCCAUACCAAGUUGCUUUAAAGUUAAAAUUUUGAUAAAUGUGUGACUACAGUACUUUACUUCUUUACUAUAAUUAUAUGCAUUUUGUAAGCACGCAUUUUUCGAACGUAUCCUGUUAGAUUUUUCAGCGUUUUUGUAUAACAGCAGAACUGUUUUCAUUUAAACAUUAAUAUUAUUAAUAUAAGGUUUAAGUUUCAUUUCGUGGAGCUCACAAAAGUUUAUUUCUUUAACAUUAUUUUUAGUUCGCCUUAUUAUGUACUAAAUAAAUUCUUCACAAAA
Molecule: messenger RNA, 2542 nt
Organism: Pieris napi
Lineage: Eukaryota; Metazoa; Arthropoda; Insecta; Lepidoptera; Pieridae
Gene: CCT2
Product: T-complex protein 1 subunit beta
Exons: 10
Coding region: 151-1761 (536 amino acids)
Biological process (GO): protein folding
Cellular component (GO): cytosol; chaperonin-containing T-complex
Molecular function (GO): ATP-dependent protein folding chaperone; ATP hydrolysis activity; ATP binding
Source: RefSeq, a predicted model, not a curated record